Symbiodinium natans is the source of this 8310-nucleotide messenger RNA. The record is from the annotation of a GenBank genome assembly. Lineage: Eukaryota; Dinophyceae; Suessiales; Symbiodiniaceae.
AUGGCCCUGCAAUCCUCCGAUGAUCUUCAUAACCUCCGGCCCCCAACCGGACAGGUUAUGAGCCCAAUGAUGCCAAUGGCGGAGGGCAUGGCAGGUGUUCGAGAUUCAGUUCCUGGACAAGCUGGUUUGCCGAGGGGGGAAAUGGGCAGACAUGGUGGAUAUGGAACACUGAAUCCGAUCCCGAAUCGGAGUGGAGCAAUGGGACCAUCGCCUUUGAUGAAUGGUGUGAAUCCUGCAGGAGUGGCUGCUUCUUUGGAUGGGCCAACGAUAACCGGAUCUGGCGAAGCGAGAACCGCACUGGGCGCGACGAACGAAGUCGUCCUCAAGAACCGCCACAACUCGCUUUGGAGGCACCACCUGCUAGAGAAGCCGCCAGGGUCCCUCAAGAACCAGAUGAUCAAUCCCUGCUGGUUAUGGUUCCUCGUCAAGGCCUACUACAACCGUCCCAAGAGGAUGUUGCAGGGGACGGGUGUGGAGCAGAGUGAUCAAGAUCCAGUUCAUAGCAGUGAAGAUCAUGUGGUUUGGUAUUCCAGGCUACGAGGACUUGUUCAGGGCGUGGUGAAUCCAGUGAUGGAGAGGGUCCAGGUGAUGAGGAGUCGUACUGCGAUGAGCUCACCCCAGGCCUGGCAGUCACCGACAACGACGCCCGAACCUCGUGAAGCUGGAACUCCACUUAUGGAACCUGCCAUGCAGCAAGCCAUGCAGGAAUGGACACAGAGGACCUCUUUGUUGCAGCCAAGGCAAGAUCUGUUUGGAAGUCCUGCUGAGCACUCGUCGGGCGAGUCUGUCUCCCAGGUCAGGCGACAAGUUCAGAGUGCAAUCCAAGGACGAGAUGUCAAGGUGCACCAGCUUCAAUCGGAAAAUGACGAGUUGAAGAAACUGCUGCAUCAGGUGAUGGAAGCCGCCCCAAGACCGCAGGGGGUGGGUGAGGAGAUGACGAGAGCCGACCUGAGAGGCCGCUUGGGAUCUGGGGGCCUUGAACUUCCAGGUGUUCGAAGGGCAAGGGGAAGCGAUCGUCCUCAUCAACCAGAGGAACUACGGCCAAUUGGGGUGGAAAACGGAGCUGCAGGGCUGCUUGGUCCUCCCCCUGGAUUGGAUGGUGGUGGAUAUAGAGCUAGCUUCGUGAACAAUGAUGGUGGCAAUGUGGGUGGUGGUGCCCAGGGACAGGGCACAGGGAAACCGCCUACAGGGUUGAGCUCUGAUUUGCAAGGAGGGCAAGCCGUGGCGAGUGAAGGCGAGAACCUUGGCAAGAACGACACCCUUCCUGAAGCAGGUCGGAGCAGUGGUGGCGCUGGCAGCGUGGGAGGUGGAGGACCAAAGGACAAGGAGACCUCGACCCUUGAGCUUCUAGCACAUGGAAUUCAGCAGUUGCAGCAGAUGCAGAUGAAGAAGGAUGGCCAUGACCCUGAGCUCCUGAAGGGCAGUGUCGAGUUACCGAAGAUGCCGGAGCCCUACACAGAUAGCAGUUCCGUGGCCUUCCUGGAGUGGAUGUAUGAAGCGGGGCAACUCAUCGGCUCCCUGACGGAGAAAGCCUCUGGAUGGUGGGAGGCGAACUCCCAGUUGGCAGUGAACACCUACAAGGCCUACCAGGGUGAGUCGCCACUCCAAAAGUUGAAGAUCAGGGUGGGGGCGAACUACUUUGUGGACGAUGAGAAAUGGUCAAGACUGGAACGAAGAGUCAUGACCUUACUGCUCCAGUCGAUGCAACCCCAAAUCAAGAACGAGGUGAUGAUGCUCCGGAUAGACAAGGUCAAGGAUUGUCUGUUCAAGCUCUACACCAUCUACACCCCGGGUGGAGCAAGUGAGAGGGCAUCAUUGAUCAAACAACUGGAGUACAUUGCACCUCAAGACAGCCCAACGGAGCUCACCGCCAGCUUGAGGAAAUGGAAGAAGCUGGUCUCUCGAGCCUCAGAGAUGGGAGUGAACAUUCCCGAUGGCUCUGUGCUGAUGGUGGCGGUGGAGAAUGCGAUCAAGAAGGUUGUAAGUGGACAACCGGAUAUGGCCUUCAAGUUGAACAUGGCGAAGCAGGACCUCCAGCUCCCUUACCAGCCACAUAUCACCUCCGUCUUGACCUAUGUGGACCAUAUCCUGGCUGAGCUCCAACAGGUGAUCCCCAUUGCGCGCAACGACCCGAAGCUCAAGGGCAUGAACGUGGAACCAAAAACACCGUCCAAUGCUGGAAGUCCAGCAAGAGGCCAGAAAGCACCUUGCAAGUUCUGGUCCAGUGACGAAGGUUGUCGGAAGGGUUCCAGUUGCAAGUUUGCUCAUGAGUUCAUGUCCAAGGAGGAGAAGAAGGGUCGAUGCUGGCAUUGUGGAGGAAAGAACCACCGGCAGAACGAAUGCCCUGUGAAAACGGGAAAAUCAAAAGGAGGUGGAAAGGGAAGCUCGUCCACCCAAUCUACAACUCCACCGACUUCGACAACGGCUACCGUGGCAGCGAUGGCGGUGACCCCUCCUCCUGGUGAUCAACCUCUUCAAUCAGGAGAAGUCCCAGCAUCCACAGCGCCUGCAGGUUCGGGAACAUUGACCUCGUCCGGUUCGUCCUCGGCUGCCUCUACCGUCUUGUUUUCGGAGCAACCGACCCAAGCUCAAACCACUGAAGUCCGUGAGCUGGCGGAACAAUUCCUGGCGAAGUUGAAGCGACUGGCACCCAUGCAGGUGGAAACCAAUGAGGCCAUCGCGACCUUGAACCACUUCCUCCGGAGUCAAGGGCUGGAAUCACCGGAAGGAUUGGCUCUUCUUGACAGUGGAGCCUCUCACCCAUAUAGAGCUCCAAGGUCUCAAGACGAAGUUCAGAAGGCCAGAAAAGUGGCGGUCCAGUUGGCGGAUGGGAGGACAGUUCGGCUUCGACAAACUACCGCAGGGACUUUGCUGCCGGAACAAGCCAAUGAGGGUGACAACUUCGGUGGGACCAUCCUGCCUUUAGGCAGCUUGGUGCAGUCACUUGGGUGUACUUUGAGGUGGAGCCGGAGGCGAGGACUACAAGUUCACCAUCCAGAACAUGGUCUGCUGCCCACAAAGCUUGUGGGAAAUUGCCCGGUCUUGAGAGAGGCCGAAGCUCUGAAGCUAAUCAGUGACCUAGAGGAGGUUGAGCUCGGGAAAUUGAAGGCCAACAACAUGGAUGGCGUCAUGAGGGCAUUGAACACCGGAGGUCAAGAAGAAGGACCAUCAUGGAGGGAAGGUUUGGAUGAGUUCGUGGCAACGGGAUCCAGGAGGGCUCUUCGUCGAAUGCUGUUGGAUCCAGACUCACCUUUGGGUUCUUGUACUGAGGAGGAGAUUGUGGCUAUGAUCGGCUUGGACGAUGUGAACCUAAGUGAUUCGAGCGGGGCGUCUAUCUUGAAGGGUUUGCCGCUGAACCGAGCAGCAAGGCGAAGAUUGCUGUCUACAAGAUGGGCGAUACACAUGUUCAGUGGUGAGAGCAAGGAAGCUGAGAUGGAAACGGAGUCCAUGUCGACCCUGAAGAUAGACCUGCGAAUAUCCAAAAGGUAUGACAUGCUGAAGAGCCACGAGACCACCAAGGCCCUACUGUGGGCUGCAGCUCGAGGACAAGUGGAAGGCCUCUAUGGGGGUCCGCCUCGUAAGAUGGAGAACCAGGAGCUCCUCACGAAGAAGUUCUGGUUGAUGUGGAUCAUUGCAAAUCGAGGUGCUGAGCUCAGCGACCUACGGAAGCCUUUUGUUGCCAUGGAAUUACCUGGACCGAGCGACUUCUGGAAUGGCCCUGUCUGGCAGGGUAUUAAGUCGACCUACGAUGUGGCCACCCUCUACAUGGAGGUAAACCAUGAAAGAUACGCCUUCGCCACCAACCUCAACGUCCCGAAUGGUUUCCUGGUACCGAACUUUGAAGCCUUGUCCCAAUCAACACCUCCGAGAUCCCAAUGGCCAGAUGAGCUGAAGCAGCGACUGUAUACCGGGAUGAAGCUUUGGAGAGUCUAUGGGGACGAAGGCAUGAGAUUGAGGAUGAUGGCAAGGAUGACAAAGCCGGUGAACAUGACGGAAAAGGAGCUGAAGCAUUGGGAGGACCAUGUGAAAGCAGGCCACAUCCCCUAUGAUCGUCGUUGCCAAACAUGUGUCCGGACGGCGGCGACGGGCCGGGCCCACCGGAGAACUUUAGCGCCGAGUGCAUACUCACUUUCGCUGGAUAUCGCCGGUCCUUUCAGGGCCAGAGGCGAAACAGCGGAUUCGGCUCGCUACAGGUACCUCCUCGUGGGAGCAUACUGCCAUCCGAAGUUGGAAGCCUGUCGGGAGAGUCCAAAUCCUGAGGAAGAAGCUGAGGUGCAGGAUGAUGGUCUGGGGGUGGACAAUGAUGACCCUAUGGAAGAGGAGGAUAAAGGCGAUCCAGUUGAGGAGGAGGACGACGACUACCAGAAAGAGAUGAAUGAGAGGUACAAGAUGAUCUACAAGCACAUUGGAGAUGACAUCGAGUACCAGACCUUGCAUUUCGCAGUACCUAUGGAGACCCGAACAGGGAAGGAGGUGUUUGCGAAGGUCCGAGACAUCUAUCUGGAGCUUCGUCGCGAUGGACUGCCCUUAACAAGAAUCCACUCGGAUCGGGGAAGGGAGUUAAAGGGGCAAGCCUUGAGGUCCUGGAUGUCUGAACGGGACAUCCUGGCAACUACGGGUGAGUCACAACAACCGCAGCAGAAUGGAAGAGCUGAAGGGGUCUUCGUGGGAUAUUCCAGUGAUGUCCAACGGGGAAAGGUUGUCCGGUUCGGAGAUGGGGGCUAUGUCACGAGUGUGCAUUUGAGACCGUAUCUGGUGGACUCGGACGACCUGGUGGACCCGAGUCCCUUGGAGCUGCAUCUACCAGCACCAGAACGUCGUGUUCGAGGGAAGGCACGAAUCGCUGGAAUGACCCUGCCAGAGACUUCUGCUGAGUUGUUGGCGAAGGAGUACCUCCAGGAGGAGAAGUUCGACUUAGAAGACAUCCUUCGACUAUGGCAAGAGCUCAAGCCACAACCCAAGGAAGGACUACGGACAAGCAGAAGAGAGAAAAGAAAGGAGGAACCAGCGAUCUGGAAGACUGGUCAAUUCACCCAUGGUGGGAUUUGCGGUCUGCUUGAAGCAACAAGGACAAUGCCUUGGACAACAUCAUACUUGACCAAGGUCCUCUCUGAGUGGGUGGGGCACAACGAGUUCACCGCGCUGCAGAUCACGGACAAUGUGGGGAUGCAAAUGCAUAGAGACAGCCACAACUCCCAAAGCCGAAUGAACGUUGUCUUGCCUGUGUGCUUGCCGGAACAGGGAGGUGGAAUAUGGGUUGAGGCCUACGAGGUGGACUACUGUUGGGAAGAUGAAUGGAGGCAAGUUCGCGAAGCUGAAUGGCGAAGAGGCAAAGUCCAUGAACUACGACUUGGAGAACCAAUCACAUUCGACCCGAGGAAGUACCAUGUGACUGAAGAUUGGGUGGGAAGAAGGGUGGUUGUGGCAAUGUAUACUCCAAGGGCGAAGAAUAUGGAUGGCUUCACGAAGGAAACCUUGGAUGACCUUGGAUUUGGAAUGCCGGAAGAGGACCUCAGGCAGUUUCCCGAUUACAAGAAAGGUGCGAUCUUGAAGAUGAUGAACAUGGCCCAAGAGGACAGGGAGGUGGACGCGGUGGUAUUCCAAAUGAAGGAGCCAACAGAAUCCAAGGUGAGUUUGGAAGAAUCCUUGGACGAGCUUCAUGAACUUCAAGAAGGAAUUAUGGAAAGGCUUCGGGCUCGGGCUGAGAAUCUAAGGGACCUACUCAAUGAGGAGGAGAUCUUAGCGGAAGAGCUACAAGCGACCAAUGAAAUGGUGAAGGAGGAAGCGGACCACGCCCGGGUAACGAUCGAGGAGUGGCUUAAGGAUGCCGAGGAGAAGAUGGGCAAAGUGAGAAAGGAGUACCUUCAGAAUCUGCAGGAGGACUUGAAGGUGACCUUAGAUGUGCCCUUGGACCAGGUGAAGCUGUGUCUCGAAAAAUGGGUUGAAGCAAUCCAAAAGGAGCUAACCAACCUGGAGGUGAACACCGGGGCGCUAGAGAGAAUCACCAUGGAGGAGGCGAAGCGGAUGGAAAGAGAGGGAAGGCUCCGACUCAUCCCUGGAAAAAUGGUCUUCACUGUCAAACCUGUGGGGGAGGCCAAUUCGGGGAGAUCGCACUGUGCAUUGCAGUGGCAGGUGGAUGGCUGGCAGCAGUCACCGAUAUCACUGGUGCAUUUCUUCUUUCGGAAUGGCCAGAAGGCAAGCCUCGAUAUGGUGUCCUACCUCCUCGAAUUCUUCAACAGGGUGGAUUUCUGGGGCCUACGGAUGUUCUUUUGGUCAAGCGGCCGCUAUACGGACUCCGUGAAAUCGCCGGCACUUUGGGCUUCCUACAGAACACGAGUGUUAAAGGGUCUGGAGAUACCGUACCACAAGGGCAGCCUCCGAUUGAAACAGCUGAGGACGGACUCUGAGUUGUGGAUGAUCAUGUUCUGCGAGGGCGAGGAAAUGACCCUGUACGGCAUCCUGGUCACUUAUGUCGAUGAUCUUCUGUACCUCAGCGACUCGGAAAUCAUUGAAGCCGUGCAUGGAUGGAUCAAGGAGAGGUGGCCUUGUGCUCCAUUGGAGUAUGCCAAACAAAAAGGGGGCAUAAGAUACCUGGGGAUGGAGUUGGUCCAGGAUGAGAACGGACUAUUUUCCUUGGGGCAGGCGGGCUACGUGCGAAAUCUGGUCCGAAUCCAUGGUUUGAGCGAGGAGGCUACAUCGAACCUACCAUGCCCGAAGGAAUGGUUGUGUGACGAUGACUACGACCUUCAGGAGGAGAACUACACGGAAAGCGAAUUGAGGCGUGGACAAAAAAUCACAGGAGAGUGUCUGUGGCUAUCGUGUAGAACCCGACCCGACCUCCUCUUCGUCACCAACUACAUGUCUUCGACGGUGUCACGAUCUCCAUGCCGCGUGUAUCGCAUUGGGCUUAAAGUCAUCGCCUACUUGAACGCGACGGUUGACCUGAAAAUCCGGGUGGAUAAGAUCCCAAGCAGUUCCAACCAGAUCCCAAGCAGUUCCAACCAGAUCCCAAGCAGUUCCGACCAGAUCCCAAGCAGUUCCGACCAGAUCCCAAGCAGUUCCAACCAGAUCCCGAGCAGUUCCGACCAGAUCCCGAGCAGUUCCGACCAGAUCCCAAGCAGUUCCAACCAGGUCCCAAGCAGUUCCGACCAGAUCCCGAGCAGUUCCAGUCAGACUCUAAACAGCAGCGAUGACAAGCAAGCACACCAGGUGGUUUCGGAUCAUAAGGUUCGGUUCAACGUGCAACUCUGUGGAUAUUCAGAUGCUUCCUUUGCGCCGUUUGGUGGAAAGAGCUUUGGUGCCAGUGUUGCAGUGGUGGGAAGGACUCCAGUUGCUUGGAAAGCGAGCAAACAGUCGAUGGUGAGCAUGUCGGUUUGUGAGGCAGAGAUGAUGGAAAGUGCGACAUGUGGGCUUCUUCUUGAAUCGGUGGCUUCAAUCCUGGUGGAAAUUUGUGGACCAAUUGUCUGCCCUGAACUAAGGGUAGACAAUGCUGCUGCCACGAGCCUCCUUUCAGGCUCACAUGGGUCAUGGCGGACUCGACACCUGAGAAUCAGACAUGCCUACAUCUUGGACAAGAUCGCCCGAGGAGAACUCCGAGUGAAACACACUCCGGGGGACCGCCAAUUGGCGGACCUUCCAACGAAACUACAUCCCCGGGCUCGACUGAUGGAAUUGCUGCGAUUGUGGGCAAUGUUUGGACUUCCGGAGUUGGACAGGGCACAUCAAAUGGAGGAUCUGAGGCUUUGCUACUUGAUGCUGGCAAUGAUGGCUAUGAUGUCGAUUGGCGUUGAAGGAAGGAAGGUCGAAGAUCCGAACUCCUUUCUGAAGGAGCCUCUGGCAGCGACUGGAACGAUGGAGCUUCUGUUGCUGCUGGGAAUGUCGUGCGUUGUGGCUGUGGCAUGCUGGGAGAUGAUCAAGAUGAUUGGAAAGUGGGGCUGGAAUAAGAUGUUUGGGACAAAGAAGACGAGGAAGCUAAGAAGGCUUCGAGAUUUGGCGAAGAUGGCAGCGGAAGCAGAGGUGAAACGAAGCCUGGAGCAAGCGAGUGAGGAGUCCGAGGCUACAAUCCACCAAGCAAUGCGACGGACCGGAAACCGGGCAACGUCUUCGUCUGAGCCAAAGAUGAAGACCGUGGGGACACAGACCCCAGCUGUGGAGCCGGAAAUCCAUGAGAGGGUGGUGACUGUUCAUGUUCCAGAGGUUCGAGAAAGAGUGGUUCAUGUAGAAGUCCCAACCCGGGAAACCCAUCGCUAUGAACGUAUCAACGAGAUCUACAUGACCGGCCACGGUGGAGGUGCUUUCCACACUUGCCAG